GUUAUAGUAUUUGAACCUGUAGAUAUAGUUGUUAAAAUUAUUUUUAAAAUCCAACACAAAACAUGGCAUUUACCUUAAAAAUAUUAUGAAAGGCAUUAAGAUAUCAAUCCACUUAUCUUAAAAAGUCGCAUUCCUUAUUAUAUUCUUUGGCCAACUGAAGAAUUUGCCCAUAAUUCAAAAUUUAGCCCACAUUAAGUUAAUAGCUUUGCUAAAUCUACCGCAAAUAUCGGGCAGACAUACCUCGGACAUAUUUCAAUUUCGAUUUCUAGGGGGUGCCCGAAAUAAAUGCCAUUAAAACAUUAAUUUCUCAUGCCAGAACAGCGAAGGCAUUCGCAGCCCAGUCGAUUGGAUUUGUCAUCCCGUUUGGCAAUUGCCAAAAAGUAAACACGGCGGAAGAAAUGACAACAGAGAAUGCGAUGAAAUCGAAAACGAAAACAAUAUGCAAAGCUCUUCCCAAACGAAUAAUUAAGUGCAAAAGGAGCAAAAACGAGAGCCAGCUAAAUAAAUUAUAAUCUCGGCUGCAGUUUGAGUCAUUCUCCGCCGGCUUCUCCCAGAGCUCCCAGUUCUCCAAGAUUCUCCUCAUAGUUUCAGCGAACCGGCUGUGGUCUCAACCAGUUUUAAAUUCGUUUUCAUUAUAAUGGGCUUGUUUUUUUUUCGCAAAGAAAUUAGCGUUUUUCUCCGGGCUUCUGUUUAUAUAAGGCGGCAAGUCAGCUGUUUGGUGUUUUGGUUUGCAGUUUGUUUUGCUUCGGCCAUCUCGUACUCGUAUCUAUAUCUUUCUACUGGGCUAUAGAUUCUAGGCAGAGAUUGCGUGCCACUUGCGAUCGAGUGGGAAAUACCACUGAAAAUGGAGAAAUUUCGUCGGUUGCGUGUUGAAAGUGCGUUGCAUUCUGUGUUGCAAUUGCAGUUGCAUUCGCAAUUGCAUUCACAUUCGCAGCUGCAGUUUGUCAUGUGUGGCACAAGGCAUUUCUUACGCUUGACGAGCGGUAAUUGAAAUAUGUGAAUAAUUGCUAGAUUUGUGAGCCAAAAUGGCAAGCCGCAUGAAGAAAGAUGCAUGGGAAAGCUGUAGAGAUGACAAAUGACCGGGGAAAUUUCUCCACUCGGAGUUGGCUUAUAGAUACUGGGGAUACUUUGGCGAUGUAUCCUAAAGAUUCAUAUCGUCUUAAAUAUAUUGCAAUGCGCUUGAGAUUUCAAUCUAUUAAGUCAAACCCAAACAUGAAACAUAACAAACUAGAUAACUGACUGAAACUUUAUAUUCAUAAAUGUUUAGAAUCGGCGUCCCAAUUGAAUUAGUCUAACAUAAUCAAUAAGUUGGUAAAUACUAUAGUAAGUUGAGACUCCAUGUUGAAUAAAUUCAAUUUUCCUUUGUUACAUGCACUCCAUCAUAAUUGAUAAGUUCCUCGUUCAAAUGUUUACCAAGCUUCUUGAGCAAUCCGCAUUGCACAAAACUCUUUGCAGAAUGAAUUGCAAUACCUUGGCAAUUGUCAUUGUCUGAGUUAGAAUUAUGCAUAUUUUCAUGGACCUUUGUUGCAACGAGCACAAUGGACCGACUAGUUCUUCGUUCUUCUCGGACCUCCAAUUAGGUGUAGACAAUGAUGGGAAAAAGUUCUGUAAAGAACUACAUUGUGCAGUGUUCAAAGUGCUUGGAGACAACAAUUAAUUGAAGAAAUCACGCACGCCCAAAGGGGCUAAAGGGGUUAUAAAUUCUAUGGAAAUGGGGAGCUGGGGAGGUGGAGCUAAGUGAACAAAACAGAGGCGCAAAGUGAAUGACAACCAAUUCCAUGAUGACUUCUGACGGACAAAUACGGCUAACGGGCUCUAUGACCCAAAAGAAUGAGGGAAUACUGCGACAUGUUUUGCAUACACUAGCAGAUACAAAUUGUAUUAUGUAUGCCCUGCAGUUGUUGCCGCCUUUAUGGGCUUCUUUCACUCCAAUUGUGGACGUCAGCUCCGAUCCAUCUGCUCUUCCUUCCUCCCCCUUCAGUUCAGGGAAUUUUAAUUAUUAUUUUCAAUUAUCGAAAAUGGUCUGUGCGUCUGUUCUUUUCAAGUGUUUUCGUAUUGUAUCUGUAUCUGCAACGCAGCAGUAGCUGUAUCUGUAUCCACAUCUCUGUCUGUAAUUAGGGGGCGUAUUGUUUUAUAAUUCCACUGGCCCAACGCCCCUUUUCCCAGUACUUGCUCGUGGCAUAUGGCACAUGGCUUUGAUAUUAUUGAAAUGUUUUGUACCAUUGAGCGAUAAGAACGGUGGUGCUUCAACCUGCAUUUACCCAAAAUAUUACUCUUCACGAGUCAGCUGACAGCAUUGUGUAUAACUUUCUGCUGAAUUAUGAUCUGGCUAGCAAAGCUUUUAGCCAAAAGCUGUUAACUGUUUAAUUAAACAACUGCCGCGAAUGAGACGCACUGUAUCUGACUGCUGAAAUGCGAAACGAAAACAAACAUAAAGUUGGUGCCUCGCUCAGGUAGAAGUUCCGAGCCACAAGCGAACAUGAGUAAUUAUGGAAAUAUAUAAGCAAUAUGACUGAAACAACAGAUACAGUUCGUAGACUUGGCAUGAAAAAGGGAAAUUGAUGGUGCAACUGUAUGGUGUAUAUGGGCAACACUCAUAACCAGGAUAUAGUUUGAUUAUUCAGUUAUAGCUUUAAAAAUCGCAGCAUUUAGGCAACCUGUUGAACACUAAAAGACAUUUUCCUCAGAAUCUAAGUGCAUUUAACACGUCCUUUCGUUUCCACCGCAGUGCACUUUAAAGCUCAUUUAAUCUUCAUAAUUUUCACAUUAUCCCGAGCACAUUUUCCCCCAGCACGCUUUUUUUUAUUGCCAUUUUGACACAAAACCCGAAAGGCAACGGCGGCAAUGAUGAUAAUAUUUUUUUGUAUUCGAACUGUUUGCUUCUGUUGCUGUUGCUGUUGCUGUUGCCAUUGCUUUUGCUUUGACGUCGCCAUGCGGCUCAUCGUGAACUGAGUACACAAUGGCUAAAGUACAUACCAGAUACAACUACAACUACAAAAAUCAAGUAAAAUAAACCGCAGAACGAAGCGAAAAAACGGCAGCGAAAAAACAGCGUCGCCAGCAGUUUGUCACUCAAUCGCCCAGACAUCAGUCGCGUUUUCGGAUCGACUGCGAAAAAAAUACAGCGCCGAAAAAAUAGCAGCAACAAAUCGCUGAAAUUCUGAACGAGUAUCUAACAGAUACUCUCAAAUCGGAGACGUGUCGCCGUAAUCGGGGAAACACAGCCACUUGUGAGCCAAGCGGAAAUUACAAUUGCCGCGCACGCGCGUGUCAAAGUUUAAGUUCAAGACGUGCGAUCAAUUACCAGGCCCAAAUCAAUUAGUGCCUCAACAUUUCUUUAAAAAACUUUGUUAGUACUUAAUAUUAAGCGCAAUUAAAAGUGACGCCAACCAUUUGUGAAAUUCACACGGAACACACGCAUACCUAUAAGCCAAGAUACACACGUACACGUAUGAAGGCUAUGUAUGUGUAGAAUUCUGUUGAAGUAGAUCACGACGAAGAAACCGACCUCGAAAAUGGAGAGAGAUGUAACUCUUUGCGGUUCAUGCAAUAAGAACCGACUAUCCAGCGGCGUCCAAAACUGGGUGCAGUGCGACGUAUGCAAGGCAUGGUACCACUUCGCCUGCGUUGGAGUCGAUGCCUCUAUUGCACAGUCACAAUGGACGUGCGACUUGUGCAAACUUGUCGACGAUACCCCUUCCACCUCACAGCAAGCCGCUUUACAACGCAACGAACUGACAAAUACCUUGCCGAAAGAUGGCGACAUAAUACAAACCGAAUCCAAUCCCAAUAAGCCAGCUGAGACAUCAUAUAUUCCAUGCUCAAAAAACUUGAUGAUAGAGAUGCUAGAAGAGACACGCCAAGUGGAAAAGAAAUAUAUCGAGCAGAAAUAUGCAAUACUUGCACAGCAGCAGGGGACACAGGAAAGACACAUCCUAUCAUUUGGACCAACUGCAUCCCAACUAGCAGCAAGGCAAAUAUUACCAGCGGAUCUGCCGACUUUUAAUGGCAACCCAGCAGACUGGCCAAUUUUCAUAAGCAUGUACGAGAACAGCUGCUCGGUAGCUGGAUUUUCAGACGCUGAAAACAUGCUUCGUCUCCAGAAGUGUCUCAAAGGGAAAGCCUACGAAUUGGUUCGUGAUAAGCUGCUACUGCCGGCACUCGUCCCGGAGGUUAUCAAGACGCUAAAAACCUUCUUUGGACGACCAGAACAGAUCCUCGACCGGCUCAUCGACAAAAUCCGUAAAAUUAGUAUACACAAAGAUAGAUUGGAGUCCCUAAUCGACUUUGCGAUGGCAGUGCGCAACGCGUGCGCCACAAUGGAGGCCUGUAACCUGUACGCACAUCUUGACAACCCAAUGCUUCUGCGCGAGCUUGUUGACAAGUUGCCCACUCAGCAUAAAUUAAGCUGGGCCAUGCAUCCACGCAGUGCUUCUAUCCCUGUUGUAAAAUCAUUUAGCGACUGGAUAUACAAUUUAGCAGAAGCAGCCUCCACAGUCAUACCUGCACAAAAUUCAUGGAGCGUGAAUACCCACACGCACUUAUCAACCGGAGGAAUGUGUGAGUCCGAAGACGAUCAGAAGAAGGACGACGCCAAACCGAACCCUUCAUGCGUCAUGUGCAACUCCACCGAACAUUACGCCGCCCAAUGCGAGAAAUUUAAAAGUUUGCCUGUUCCGGAGCGACAUCAUAUAAUCAACGACGCCAAGGCCUGCUACAGAUGCCUAAAGAUGCACCGUCGCAAAUGUUUCUCAAAACGCGAUUGCGGCGUUGAUAACUGUCAAUCAAAACACCACCCUCUCCUUCACAGGGAAGCUCCUAAACCCGAACUCGUCAGUACCCACCAUCAAGAAACUGGCCUCGGUGAAUCAUACUUUCGAAUCCUGCCGGUAACACUAUAUGGGAGCGGAGCAAAGGUCGACACGUAUGCGUUUUUGGACGAGGGCUCAUCUGUAACACUUAUCGAUGAAGGAAUUCUGAAGCUCCUCAAGGUUCCUGUGUCCUCUGAACCACUUUGUCUGCAGUGGACCGGAGACACCACCCGUACGGAGGAAAUGUCUCUCAAAGCCCAGGUAAAAAUAUCGGAGAUGGGGAGUGGAAGAAAACUGUGGCUCAACAACGUGCAUUCAAUCAAACACCUUGCCCUACCUAAGCAAACCGUUGACGCACAUAAACUUGGCAGCAAAUACAAGCACCUACAUGGAUUGCCCAUAAAAUCAUAUUGGAAUGCUGCACCGAUGCUUCUAAUUGGCGCAAACAACUGGACCUUUGCUGUUCCGCGCAAAAUUCGCGAAGGAAGACGCAAUGAGCCUAUCGCCUCAAAAUGUAUGCUAGGAUGGAGUAUUCAGGGCACAAGUAAUGCCACCCAAAAUUAUUCCCUUCAUCACUGCGUUUGCAACUGGGACGACAUCGACAAGACGGUAAGAGAAAGCUUCAACACAGACCCUAUCACACCGCGGGAGCUUUUCUCUAAAGACGACAAAAAGGCUACGGAAAUUCUGGAGGAAACAUGCAAGAAAGUAAAUGGUCGCUAUCAAGUUGGACUGCUCUGGCGAGACAAAAAUGUAAUUCUCCCAGAAAGCUAUUCAAACGCACUUAAACGACUCGAAUGUCUUCGACAAAAAAUUAACAAGAAUCCAGAGCUAUUCAAUCAAAUUCAAGGCCAAAUUGACAACCUAGUCGACAAAAACUACGCAUUCGAACUGGAAACCAAAGAUAUAGCAGAGGACAUAAACCGUGUGUGGUACCUCCCUAUAUUCAUUGCUCUAAACCCAAACAAGCCAAAUAAAAUAAGAUUGGUUUGGGAUGCAGCUGCAAAGAGUCACGGCAAAUCCCUUAAUGACUUUAUGCUGAACGGACCCGAUUUCUUAAACCCGCUAACCGAGGUUCUUAUGGCAUUCAGAGUAGGUCGUAUAGGCGUGUGCGCGGAUAUCGCUGAGAUGUUUCAUCAAAUAACUAUCCAGCAAAGCGACAUGCAUGCUCAAAGAUUUCUGUGGCUUAGCAAGGGCAACAAAACUCCCCGCACAUUCGUCAUGCGGGCAAUGACAUUUGGAAUUUGCUGCGCGCCCUGUAUUGCUCACUAUGUGCGGGACAAAAACGCACAGGAGUUUAAGGAUCAAUGUCCCCGAGCUUUCGAAUCAAUUACAAAGGCUCAUUAUGUGGACGACCUUAUAGACAGCUACACCGACGACUCUGAGGCGAUCGCAGUAACAUCAAAAGUCCGAGACAUUCAUGCUGAGGGAGGAUUCACUAUAAGAAAUUGGAUCUCGAACUCUACCGCUAUCCUCAAACAUUUUGGAGAGUGGCAAAUAGCCGAACAACAUCCCAAAGAACUUGGUGGCCCGGAGAAGGUUCUUGGUAUGUAUUGGGAACCCUCAAACGACGUUUUUAAGUAUACUUUUAGAUUCGCGAGACUUAAAAGAGACGUCCUAAAUGGAGAAUCCAUACCAACAAAACGAGAAGCCCUACAAGUAUUAAUGUCGAUUUUUGAUCCCUUGGGCCUGUUAUCCUGCUACACGAUCGGCCUUAAAAUGCUUCUGCAAAAAGUAUGGCGUGCAGGCAUAGACUGGGACGAAGAACUGCCCGACGCCCUGUUCACGUCAUGGCAACAAUGGAAAACGGUCCUGCUUCAAGCUACCGAACUGGAAUUUCCUCGCUUCUACUCCACUUUGCUGCCGAAUGCCGACCAGAUUGAUCUACACACGUUUGUAGACGCGAGCGAGUACGCCUACGCAGCAGUCACAUAUCUUCGUAUCAAGCGAGGAGCAGACGUCGACACAGUACUGGUAGCAGCCAAAUGUAAGGUCGCCCCACUAAAACCAGUCUCAAUACCACGCAUGGAACUACUGGCCGCUGUAAUUGGAGUGGGCCUCGCCAAAAAGGCCAUGAAUGUUAGAAGGCUCAACAUCAAUUCAAGUACAUACUGGACAGACUCUAAGACCGUUCUACAGUGGCUUGAUAUGGACCCACGGAAAUUUCAAGCCUUCGUUAUGCAUAGAGUUGGGGAGAUAAUCGAUAACACAAGUCGAAACCAAUGGCGAUGGAUUCCCACAAAGCAAAACGUUGCGGACUCAGCUACCAAAUUUAUCAAAACACCUGACGCUAAUCGCUGGUUAAAAGGCCCUCACUUCCUAGUCAAGCCAGAAAGCGAAUGGCCACUACAAGACAUUAUUCUCGAUAACAGCGAGCCGUGUGAACUACGUAAGCAUAUCUUCGUUGUAAACAAACUAAAGUAUUUUGAUUUUGCAGUAGAGUACUUCUCUGAUUGGAGACGCCUAUACAGAGCUGUGGCAACAUUCGUGCUAUACAUUGAAAGAAUACGUGCCAAAUGUCUCGGAAAUCAACUACCGACAACGUUAGACCCGGAAAUCAUAAAUAGAGCAAAAUCGUGGCUAUAUAAACAGGCGCAAUCCAGGGUGUAUUCAGCUGAAAUAACCGCUCUAAAAAAUAAUUCAGCCAUUGACAAGUCAAGCUCGUUGAUUGCCCUGAACGUUUACCUGGACGAAGACGGCGUACUACGCAUUCAGGGAAGAAACGAUAACAUAAAUCCUGACAACGCCAUCGUUCUGUCAAAGAACUCCCAAAUCGCAUUUUUAAUUACAAAAUAUUACCAUGAAAAAUCACAUCACAUGAUGCACGAGUCAACGAUAAAUCGUAUUCGAAACGACUUCUACGUACCUCGUCUACGAGUGCUGUAUAAAACAGUUCGAAAGGCUUGUCAACUGUGCAAAAUUGCCACCGCCAGCCCCGAAGUACCUCAAAUGGCUCCAUUACCAGUCGCCCGACUAGCCUGCUUCGAGAGGCCCUUUACAUACACGGGAGUCGACUACUUCGGUCCCAUACUGGUCAACGUUGGCAGGCACAAGGAAAAACGGUGGGGAGUCCUCUUUACCUGCCUGACGCUGAGAGCCGUACACAUAGAAGUAGCCCACAAACUCGAUGUAAGCUCAUGCAUUAUGUGUCUGCGGAAUUUUAUGACACGUCGCGGGACUCCAAAAGAAAUCUUUUCUGACAAUGGCACAAACUUUAAAGCCACGGAGAAAAUGGUGAAAGAAGAACUUCAAAAGAUCGACUUUGAUGAAAUCACCAUAAAAUACGAAGCAAUUAAGUGGCACUUCAACCCGCCUGCAGCACCUCAUAUGGGAGGCGCAUGGGAACGACUAGUCCGAUCGGUCAAAACUGUUUUGAAAGCAAUCUGCCCAACAAACAACUUCAACGACGAAACUCUUCAAACCGCCCUUAUGGAAGCGGAAAGUAUCAUCAAUUCCAGACCACUAACCUUUGUCUCUUUAGAUUCAGCCGACGACGAAGCACUCACCCCGAAUCAUUUACUUCUGGGAUCGACGAACGGCUAUAAGCGUAUGGCAGAUGGCAAUACCGAUCUAAGGCUGCGUUGGCAACAAACUCAGUUAUUCGCAGACAAAUUCUGGAAUCGCUGGGUUAAGGAAUUUACCCCAAGUUUAACCAGACGCAGCAAGUGGUUUACCAAACGUCCCCCAAUAGCUAUCGGUGAUGUCGUUAUCGUUGUCGACGAUCAACUGCCGAGGAACAUGUGGCCAAAAGGACGUAUUACUGACGUAGUGAUGGCCAAAGAUGGACAAGUACGCAGAGCUACAAUAUGGACACCAAAAGGCAUCAUGGUCCGCCCAGUGGCCAAGAUUGCUGUCCUGGACGUCGGUUUAAAAAUUGGUGAAGAUCAGAAGGACGUUCACGGGGGGGGAAUGUUACCGCCGUAAUUUAAAUUCAACCGCCAACUAGGCCAAAAAGACGUAACCCUGAAAACUUUGGUAAAAGUGUUACCCAUGAUCUGCGGUUAUUGGAUAGGGCAACACUUGUUCGACACUUGAGGAAACACUGGCGAAGGAGAAGAAACAAAGUUUUUUAAAGCUGCUCGCUUGCAUAAAAUAAAUUAAAUAAAAAAUAAGUGACUGCUACAAAAGGUUGUUUCUUAUUGCUCUCCCUAGGCCCAAAUCAAUUAGUGCCUCAACAGCAAUAAUAACAAAAAACCACAAUAAUAACAACAGCAGAUAACAAACCACAUGAGGUGCUGUGGCAGAAGCAAAGUUCAAAGUGUAAAUGUGAAGUUUAUGCGAUAAUUGCCAGCGAGUUUGUUGCCAGGUAAUUUGCACUUUGAGGCGCACGAGACAGCAAGAUAAUAAUACAAAGUUAACGCAAAACUAGGUUAGAAAAUGCUACAAAAAUACACAGCAAAUUAGCUCACUUGGAAAAAAGUACUCCACAUUUGAAAAUCGUCUGGAACGCAGCGAAGCGUUAACAAAAUGAUUACGAAAAUGUCCCCAUGGAGCACGUGUGUAUACAUAUGUAUAGUAAUAGCCAUUCGGUCGACGAAUCAAUUGGUUUCGCAUAUGUCACAAGCCAUCAACAGAAAACUGUUCCACUUCGGGCCACCUGCAAAAUGGAAACUCUCGUCAAUAUUUGCACUUUCUUCUGAGUUACAUUCCAAGAAGAGAGCUGCGGCCGACAGGCGGGCAAACUUGUCUAUUUACGCAUAUUUAUGUCUAUAUGUUGGCCAUGUACAAACAAGAAGCCAUCAGCUCCGACAUCAGUCCCAGCAUCGUAAUCAUCGUCAUCAUCAUCAUCAUCUUCUUUGGGCCGUCUGUCAAUAGACUGGCAAACGUCAAUUUCAGCUGGGUCAGAAGAAAUUGAAAAUAGACAGUCGAGUCAGGUGGAAGGGGGGAGGGGGGAAAAGUCAGGAGGGAUAAACUAAAAAUUGGAAAAUACGAGUGCUUCAAGAAAAAUUUCAAGUCAAAUUUCAUAGAAUUCGCACAAGAGCUGAAGCCGCAAAGUCAAUUCUGGCCAAUUGCUUUUCGAAAAGAUAUGAAAUGCCCAAUGAAAUUGAAACUACUGCAAACUUGUAUCCAAAAAACAUACAAAAUCCCUAAUAUUGCACUUUUGUGCAAUCAAUCGCAAACUAAACCAAAUCAUUCAAGUAAUUUGAAAGAUGUUAAUAUUGAAGUAUAGCUCUUUUCACAAGACAUGAAGAGAAGUAUAAUGAUAAUUUCAAACACCAACUGAUCUAUUAUUCAGUUUUGAGGGAAACUUCCCAAGGAAACAAGCCAAACUUCAGUGUCAAACAAAUGGCGUUGCUGUAGCUGGAUAAAUAAGCUUGAAAUUUCACAAUCCUAUCGCUCGUAUAUGUCUAGGUGUCGAACAGUUGUCGGCUUGUUUAGUUUUCCAUCUCAAAACUCCCCGCCUGGGUCUAAAGUUACUUAUUUACCCUGGGCUCCCUUCUCAUUUAUUGUAUAAACACAGACAUUCGUCUCUCUAAAACUCUGCUCAGGCUGAUUAGAGCUUCGCACAGGUGUUAUAUACACAGAUAUGUAGAAAGCCCAGCAAGUGGGAGUGCCUUGGUGCUAAGUUGCGACACUUGUGAAUAUUUAAGCAGAGGAGAAAAUGUUUAAAGCAAGUAUAAGCUACAUGCCAAAAUAGUUUUGAAUUGUGCAGUUUUUUCCACAUUUAAAUUGAAUAUUAAACGUUUGCUCACAUUUCAUAGAGUGCAGUUAAUAUUCAAUGACAUAAUAUUGCUAUUAUCCAAAUGAUACACCUCAAAAUGUCAUAUGAACGGCAAUAAAAAUUGUUCGAGCGAAAGCUGGAUGGAUUAAAAUUUUUGUUUAUUUGCUUUGGAUUUUUCAAUGAUUUUAAUAACGCUGGCGAGGCUCCUUAACGCACAUAAAAAUGCAAAAUCAAACAACUGCGCUAUGCGAUCGCCAUAAUAAUCGUAACAAUAAAAGCAAAUAUGGUCCAUCUGUAUGGCCAACCCGUACGGGCGGAUCAUGUCCGUCCCAUUAGCACUCGUUGCGUUGAUGGGGGAUGUGCAACAAAUUGAAAGUAAAUAACGCAGAACGGCAAUAAAAAAUACUGCGUUAUUGCAAAAGGCCAACUGCACUCGCCGGACAAUAUGGCAAAUUAAUUAGUUGUACAAAAAUGGUAGACCAUAAAACGUCGUGCUAAAAAAUAGUGAAACGGUCGCGUGUGUGUGCAAAUAAAAUUCAAAUUAUGCACAAGUGAAUAAUUGUGGCAUUUUAAUGGCGGCCCUUGCUAAUAAAAUUGCAAA
Messenger RNA from Drosophila teissieri, 11074 nucleotides. RefSeq lists its product as uncharacterized. Lineage: Eukaryota; Metazoa; Arthropoda; Insecta; Diptera; Drosophilidae. Gene Ontology annotation, biological process: DNA integration. The record is from RefSeq and is a predicted model, not a curated record. Gene Ontology annotation, molecular function: nucleic acid binding. Bases 3516 to 8735 code for a protein of 1739 amino acids. The transcript has 2 exons.